Athalia rosae (coleseed sawfly) is the source of this 2085-nucleotide messenger RNA. RefSeq names its product transcription initiation factor TFIID subunit 6 (gene Taf6). Gene Ontology annotation, biological process: transcription initiation at RNA polymerase II promoter; RNA polymerase II preinitiation complex assembly. Bases 197 to 1960 code for a protein of 587 amino acids. Lineage: Eukaryota; Metazoa; Arthropoda; Insecta; Hymenoptera; Athaliidae. The record is from RefSeq and is a predicted model, not a curated record. Gene Ontology annotation, cellular component: transcription factor TFIID complex; SLIK (SAGA-like) complex; SAGA complex. The transcript is spliced from 8 exons. Gene Ontology annotation, molecular function: transcription coactivator activity; RNA polymerase II general transcription initiation factor activity; protein heterodimerization activity.
AGCGAUCAGUGAUUAUCAUACUCUCGAUACUCGAUCGACUACCUUCAUUGACUUAACGGUAUAGUGGCGUCAGAGGUGGGAGCUAGCUUAGUUUCUGGUAUGAUUUGUAAACAGCCGACCUAACCCUGUCGAUUUAAAUUCACAAAUCUAUGUUUGAUCCUGUUCUGUAAUCAUUUGUAAAUUCGGAAAAUACAUAAUGAAUGACAGUGAGUCGAUUUACGGGACUACCUUGUCUCAGGAGUCGAUGAAAGUUAUAGCAGAAAGCAUAGGUGUUGGUAAUUUACCUGAUGAGGCUGCCAAGGAUCUUGCUGAGGAUGUCAGUUAUAGACUCAAGGAAAUCAUUCAAGAUGCAGCAAAAUUUAUGCAUCAUGGCAAGCGCCAGAGGAUGACCACACAUGAUAUAGACCAUGCCUUGAAGAUAAAGAAUGUCGAGCCAACAUAUGGCUUUUUUGCCAGGGAAAAUGUCCCAUUUAGAUUUGCUUCCGGGGGUGGGCGGGAGCUGCAUUUUGUAGAAGAAAGAGAGAUUGACCUUAACGAUGCAAUUUCAAACAGCCAAUCCUGGCCUAAAUUACCUCUUGAAAUAACUCUCAGAGCUCACUGGCUCUGCAUAGACGGCGUACAGCCAACAAUUCCAGAAAAUCCUCCCCCUGUUUCAAAAGAUGCCCAAAAAAUAGAAAGCGUCGACCCAACCAGCAAGCUCAAUGCCAAAGGACAAGGUGUUGGCGUUGGUAAACCUGGGGGUGGGGGUAAAGGACAGAAAUUACGAAAUGUUGAAACAGUUCAUGUCAAGCAACUAGCUACUCAUGAACUAAGCGUAGAACAGCAACUCUACUAUAAGGAAAUUACAGAGGCUUGUGUGGGUUCUGAUGAAGCCCGAAGAGCAGAAGCACUGCAAUCAUUGUCUGCUGAUCCUGGACUACAUGAAAUGUUAGCUAGAAUGUGUACCUUUAUUGCGGAAGGUGUGCGGGUGAAUGUCGUUCAAAACAACCUUGCUCUCCUUAUAUAUCUGAUGAGAAUGGUAAAGGCGCUGCUGGACAACCCUAGCCUUUACUUGGAGAAAUAUUUGCAUGAACUGAUUCCAUCAGUAGCAACUUGCAUAGUUUCUCGACAGCUCUGCAUGAGGCCGGAAAUGGACAAUCACUGGGCACUUAGGGAUUUUGCAUCUCGGUUGAUGGCUCAGAUUUGUAAAAAUUUCAAUACCUCGACUAACAACGUUCAGACCAGAGUUACGCGAAUGUUUAGUCAAGCACUGACAAAAAACAGUCAGACUCCUUUGGCUUCACUAUAUGGAGCAAUAGAUGGUCUCUCAGAACUUGGACCUGAAGUUGUGAAGGCAUUAGUUAUCCCCAAGAUAAAAUCUAUUUCAGAACGUAUUGAGAGUUGCAUCGAGGGACCAGUGCUUUCCAGUGUAGAUAAAAAUGGCGCCGGACACAUCAAGACGCUGCUGGUGAAAGUCGUUGCACCUGUGCUCAAAGGGAUGCGUCCAGCUCCAGAUUAUGUGGAAGAGUAUAAACAAGACUUUGGAUAUGUGGGACCAGCGCUUUGCGCCGCCGUUGCCAAGGCCCGCACACAGCCAGCAGUCCUUACACCUUCCUCGUCGACAGCUACCACUUUGACUGCCAACCAACAGCAAGGUCCAACCACAACAACAACAAAACCCAUUGUACAGUCAGUGGCGGCAAGCAGUCCUGGACAGCCACCUGCUGGUCGAACUAUAGUGCUGGGUUCGGGGAGAGGAGCAACAACGCCAACAGGAAGUGGCCAAAAGUUUGUAAUAUUACAGUCAAGAUCGCAGACACCGACAACACCCAAUGUCAAUGUGAACCAUAAUGUGAGCCAGAAUCCCACCCAGCAACAAAAUCAGCAGUCCGGUCUGACUACAAAAACUCAGACUGUGUUUGUGACGCAGCAAAGUGUUGAGAGAUCUCUAAGUCCCACGGAUGACCACGGAUUCCAAUAAAUUGCAAUAAGAGAUUGACUAACCGAUCAAACACUUGAUCGAUUAAUCAACUUAUAUCUUACUGUACCUAAAUAAUAUACUAUUAUACUUUAGUUAUAAAUAAACGUGAAUAUGAGUUCGGCGAA